Dendrobium catenatum is the source of this 888-nucleotide messenger RNA. RefSeq lists its product as uncharacterized. Bases 1 to 888 code for a protein of 295 amino acids. The transcript has a single exon. NCBI's taxonomy places the organism in Eukaryota, Viridiplantae, Streptophyta, Magnoliopsida, Asparagales, Orchidaceae. The record is from RefSeq and is a predicted model, not a curated record.
AUGAAGCACAAAUUUAUCAUGAAAGAUCUCGGGUUAGCACAUCAAUUCCUCGGCAUUAAGAUUGACUCCACUCCAGAUAUGUAUUUUCUAUCUCAAACUACUUACGCUCAAUCAAUUCUUCAUAUAGCCGAGUUGCACAAAUGCAACUCGGUUGCUAAUCCUUCCUUUUCAAAAAUUCCAGAUCAGCACCUGGAGGAAUUACUCUGUUUUGACGACCUUCUCUACUGGAAGAUAAUCGGAUCUCUACAAUACUUGACUUUAACAAGACCAGACAUCGCUUACGCAGUGAAUGUAUUGUCUCAGCACAUGCAUAAACCGGAAGUCAUUCACACAGCUAUGCUAAAGAAACUUCUUCGAUACAUUAAAGGUACACUUGAGUUCGGUCUUCCUAUUUCCCGUUCCAGUCUUCAGCUUCGGACGUAUUCUGAUGCCGACUGGGCUUCGGAUCCAGUCACACGUAAAUCUACAACCGGCUUUUGUACAUUUCUUGGAGACACGUUAGUUUCUUGGACUAUCAAGAAACAAACCACGGUUUCUCGAUCCUCCACAGAAUCUGAAUAUCGAGCCUUAGCGUCCGCAACAGCCGACACUAUAUGGAUCAAACGCCUUCUAACGGAUUUUAGCAUCGACCACCAGCAGCCGGUUGAUGUAUUCUGUGAUAACACAUCCACCAUCGCUCUAGCGAAUAAUCCCGUAUUCCAUGCUAGAACGAAACACAUAGAAAUCGAUCAAAGAUUCGUGCGGGAGCAUAUUAUGAACAAUACAAUUCGGUUGCUACCGAUAAGCACUGUUGAUCAGCUCGCCGACAUCCUAACCAAGCCAUUAGCUACCUCUUGGUUCAAACUGUUGAGAUCCAAACUGACUAUUGGUCCCCGAUCGUCAGUUUGA